Messenger RNA from Amblyraja radiata (thorny skate), 2070 nucleotides. RefSeq names its product delta like non-canonical Notch ligand 1 (gene dlk1). Gene Ontology annotation, molecular function: calcium ion binding. The record is from RefSeq and is a predicted model, not a curated record. Gene Ontology annotation, biological process: establishment or maintenance of epithelial cell apical/basal polarity; heterophilic cell-cell adhesion. Lineage: Eukaryota; Metazoa; Chordata; Chondrichthyes; Rajiformes; Rajidae. Gene Ontology annotation, cellular component: plasma membrane; protein-containing complex. The transcript has 6 exons. Bases 244 to 1467 code for a protein of 407 amino acids.
GCAUUUUGUGUCCAUCUUCGCUUUAAACCAGCAUCUACAGUUCCUACCCACACAGGACCCGCCCUCUGUCUCAUUUCCCCGCUUUGCUAUAAAUAUAACCAUGUUUUUAACGAAGUCUCCUUUAAGAAGGUAGCUGUGCUUCGCUACAUAGCAGUAAUUGGAGUGAACGCAUGCGUCUUUCAGAUGGAUAGCGAUGGCCUCGACAUUUGAUCCGUGUUUCUGCUCUGGGAUGUAACAUGGUGCAUGGCAGGCUGGAAGAGUACAAUCCCUCCGCAAGGAACAGCAAUGGAUCACCAGCCGGCUCAUUCGAUGUUGACGCGCUGCAUUUUGAUCCUUACUGUCGGCAGACUUGUUCAAGGGACCACGUGCCAAUCUGGCUGUCAUUCAUUAAAUGGACUCUGUGAGAUCACUGGUGAAUGCAGGUGUAAGCCUGGCUGGCUGGGAGACCUGUGUGAUAAGUGUAUUCCUUCUCCUGGCUGUUUACAUGGCACGUGCACCAAACCUUGGGAAUGUGUUUGUAAAAAAGGGUGGACUGGCAGUCUCUGCAACAGAGUGUUCCUUAAUUGUUCAACUGAACAUUCUUGUGCCAAUAACUCCACAUGUAUAAGGGAUGAAGAUGGUGGCUAUACAUGUACCUGUGAAGAGGAAUUUACAGGAAACCAAUGCCAACUCAGGAAAAGCCCCUGCUACACCAAUGGGACACUUUGUCAGAAUGGAGGAAGUUGCUUUGAAGAUAACAGGACCGCAGUCAAGAACUACUGCUUAUGUUUGCCUGGUUUUACUGGGGGCAUCUGUGAAAAAAGCAUCAGCAAUUGUAAUCCAAAUCCUUGUGCCAACCAUGGAACCUGCAUGGAUCUGGUUUCCAACUUCAGCUGCCUUUGCAUUGGAGGGUUCACUGGCAAAUUCUGUGAUUAUGCAGUCACAUCUUGCCUUAGUCAUCCAUGCCAAAAUAGGGGCGCAUGCCAUGAUCAUCCUAAGGGUGGCUUUGAUUGUGCAUGUUUGCCUGGUUACGGAGGAGAAAUCUGCCAACAUGAAGCAUUUAUUAAUUCUACUCAUGACUCAAAGCAGAAUGUAUCUGAGCAUGCAAGAGCAAGAUGGACCAGACAUGGCAAGCAUUUUCAUCCACUGCUGCAUGCCUCUCAUAAAUCAACACCACAGCAAGGAAAUGAUAUGAUCAAGAUAACACUGAAAGAAACCAUCCAUACAUCGAACUCACUGCUCAACAGCAGUCAAAUGAUCUGUUUUACAGUGCUUGCGUUAUUUACGUGUCUUGUGAUCCUCGGAUCUGUAGGAAUCAUCUUCUUCUCCAAGUGUGAAAUGUGGCUGGCAAAUGCCAAGUAUCGGCAUCUCCUCUGGAAGCAAAGAAGGUAUUUACUCCAAGACAAAAAUGAAGACUUUUCAGUCAAAAUUAUAUCUCCAAGCAUGAAUAAAUUUACAAGCUAUGGUAAUAAUUAUACGUCCUUCUAAAGUUUAUUUGUAAAUCAAACACAUAUACAAAAUAUUGCAUAAUUUAAUACAUUUGCAAUUGUAACAGCUAAUCACGUUUCAUUCAUAAGAUACUGUAUUAUUUAAGUAGUUUUGAUUAAUGUCGUAAAACACACUCACAUUCAUGUAAAGUGCUAUCCAAAGAUUUUUUCAAGAAUAAUGGGUAUUCAUUCAUGCCUUAGUUAUUUUUUAUUUUCCUUCAUUUGGUGACCUGCAGAAUGGAGAAAGGAAAUAACUGAAUUCCUUUUCAUUUGUUUACGAUUGUUUACAAUCUAUUGGGACCAGCACUAAUGUACCCUGUUUUAGUCUGAAAUCAUAAUUUGUAUUGUAUAAUUAAAUCUACUCCGCUGUACACAUUCAAAAUUCCUAAUGCUUAAGAUGUUAGUUUGUUUACUACUACGACUUGCUACUUUACUUUGGUUACAGUCCAGCAUUGUGACGGUGUUAUGACAAUGCUCAUUUUGCAUCCCGAGGACAAGAAUUAAAUAAAAAAGCUUUGACCAAAUAAAUAUUUAUCUUUGAAUGUCAUACAAUGUACUUAAAUUCAGUGGGUUUGAAUAAACAAAAUGUAGUGUGUUAAGAUAA